Molecule: messenger RNA, 1272 nt
Organism: Diatraea saccharalis (sugarcane borer)
Lineage: Eukaryota; Metazoa; Arthropoda; Insecta; Lepidoptera; Crambidae
Source: the annotation of a GenBank genome assembly
AUGACAUUGAAAAUGAGGCGAUUGGGUUUCCACAUAAGAACAUUUCUUUUGUUGGUGUGGACGGUGGCACGUAAAGGCGACGGCUACAGCUGUCCAUACGGUCAGAAAUGUGUAUAUGAACCUGCGCCACCUGGACGCGCACCCGCAUGCGCACAACCAGGCCUCACGUACUGCCUCUACCCAGAACCGUAUCCCGAACAAAUCAUCCGACAACUUAUAGAAGCCGGACAAUAUGAUAUACGGACACUGCUCUCAGACGAGAGCCGUGACGAGUUCAACGCUAACCGGAAACCGGAGUAUCCGUACGCUUACGGACCCAACUCUAUACCACACGUCGACCAAAUAUCCCUGGUCAACGACCCUCUGUACCCUAAAGACUAUAACACUAAGUACCACACCAGGUACAAUCAUGACAUCUUCACUCAGAAGACGCCACUGCAACCCCCGUCUCCGGUCGACCCUACCCCCUACAAUAUCAACACGUACCAAUCAUCGAACUUCUCCAAAUUCGGUUUCCAAGGUUUCGAAACCGGCAGCAACUAUUGGAACCCUGGACUGAACCAAUACGACAACGAAUAUGACAAGAAACUUUACAGACAGAACAGUGGAUCAAACGUUGGUACAAAUGUUGGUUACAACCCGAAUUAUUAUAAUUCUGGUAACGAAGGAUACCAUUACGAUGCACCUGCACCUGAUUGGUACCGCCAAGCGUCCGCUGGAGUCACACAGUAUAAUGCCAAUCAGUGGUGGAAGUACAUAACGCCAUCUCGUUCAGACGUGACACUGGAGCGGUCCGUGACUUUCCCGACUCGGACGUCAACUGUGCAUCACUCCCGACGGCGUCGGAAUGCUGAACUCGUCCGAGAGGCAUCCAAGAGGACUCUCACUGGAGCCGAGGCCCUGAGGAUCGCCUUAGGUUUAGCUAGUGCAGAGACCUCAGCAGAACGCACGCGCCGCCAAGCGGCGAGCGGCGGAGAACUCUGUCAGAUACGUACAGAAUACAUCACGCCGCGCGCCGCGCUCAACAACAAAGGCAACUGGCGGUACGUCGUUAACAUGCCUGACAACAUGACGCAGCUUGUAAAAGCUGAGAUUUGCGCAUCGUCUCAAUGCAGUGGACUUUGUACGGUACCGCCAGGAUAUACUUCACGUUGUGAACAAAAAUACAUACAAAAACGUUUAGUUGCAUUGGGUUCGAGCGGUGACAACCUUUACACAGAUUUAUUUUGGAUACCGAGCUGUUGCCAAUGUAGUAUAAUAGCUAAUAAUUAA